UGCCACUCGUACCUUGCCAACUCGUCGUCACCGGUCCCGGUUUCUAUAUGCAAUACCUAGCUUGUACUGGAUAAUCCUCACUAUCUCAACCACCAACACGAGGCAUGGUGAGGACCACACGGGCUGCGCGGGCGGCUACCGCCGAUGCCGAAGCAGCGGCGGCGGCGGCUGCAGAGGCUGGGACAGAAGCACCGCCAGCACCGGUGGAGGAGGACCAGUCCGCCUCACCCGCUCAUCCUGAGCAGCAAGAGCCUGGUCAAGGCAAAGCGGAUGAAAAUCGUUACAGCCAACCAAGUGAAUCUGGCUCUCGAAGUCAGAGCAGACCUGAGCCGGAACAUACCCCAGAUGGCGAUCAUGGCUUCGCCGGACAGGGAGGCGCAACCUCGUUCACGCCUCGUGACCCUGCGAGUCAUAUCAAGAUCAUGCUCGCUACUGACAACCAUGUGGGGUACAUGGAGCGAGAUCCGGUACGAGGACAGGACUCGAUCAACACAUUCAGAGAGAUCCUGCAGCUAGCAGUAGCCCACGACGUGGACAUGAUUCUCCUCGGAGGGGAUCUGUUUCACGAGAACAAGCCCACCAGGGCAACCCUGCAUCAGGUCAUGGCGUCCAUCCGAGAGUACUGUAUGGGAGACAAGCCUAUCUCUCUGGAGCUUCUCAGCGAUCCCAAUGACGGUCAGGCAGACGGCUACAGCUUCCCGGCUGUCAAUUACGAAGAUGCCAAUCUCAACGUUUCCAUCCCAGUCUUCUCCAUCCAUGGCAAUCAUGAUGAUCCUCAAGGCGUGGGCAUAGACGGGGCAUUGUCAGCACUGGACUUGCUCUCUGUGUCCGGACUUGUCAACUACUUUGGCAAGAUCGAGCUUCCCUCUGACGAUCAGACUGCUCAGAACUCUUCAAGAAGGGCGCCAAAUGCAGGAGGUUUGUCAGAUGUGGGAAUCCGAAUCAGGCCCGUGCUGCUGCAGAAAGGAGACACAAAACUGGCCCUCUACGGCAUGGGCAACAUCAAAGAUGAGCGCAUGCAUUAUGAGCUCAGAGCGAACCGAGUGAGGAUGUAUCGACCCCGGGAGGACCCUGAUGACUGGUUCAACAUCCUCGUUGUUCACCAGAACAGAGCUGCACACAACCCAAAAGCUUGUGUGCCCGAGACCAUGUUUGACGACUCGGUACAUUUGGUAGUGUGGGGACAUGAACAUGAGCAGCUGAUCAAUCCUCAGCCAGUAGGAGGGAAAAGAUACUACAUCACGCAGCCCGGCAGCAGUGUGGCGACAAGCUUGAGCCCAGGCGAAGCAUCUGAAAAAUCGGUUGCCAUCGUACAUAUAGAGGGUCGAGGCUUUUCUAUGGAGCCAAUUCCUCUGCAGACGGUCAGACCCUUCAUCAUGGACGACAUGGCAUUGAAGGAAGAGGCAGAAGACGCGCAGGUUUCACUCGAUGACAAAGGCGCGCUGCAGAACCUGCUCAAGAACAGAGUGUACGAGCUCAUCGACAGGGCGAACGAAGAGUGGGAUCAGAAGCAUGCGCACCUUCGUCCGCGAGAUCGACCGCAACGUAUGCUGCCUCUGGUCCGUCUUCGAGUGGAGUACGAGGCCAACUUCGAGCUGGGCAACCCGAUCCGCUUCGGUCAAGAGUUCAUCGACAAGGUGGCCAAUCCGAAGGACGUCCUGCAAUUCCACAAGAAGAAGGCGCCUCCUCGCAAGAAGGCGUCUAGCGAUCGACGCUAUGCCUAUGUCGAUGUGGAGCCCGAAGACCUGAUGUCGGUAGAGAAAUUUGAGAAGAUCAAAGUCGGCGGACUCGUCAAGGAAUUCUUGGACGCGCAAAAGCUCGAGCUGCUCAACUCAGACGGGCUAGAGCGGGCCAUCACCAACUUUGUAGACAAGGACGAUCGUGACGCUAUUCAACACUUUGUCAAGAGUAUGAUGAAGACUUUCCAGGGCACACUCAACUCUAUGGCGCCCAAUGAGGAGCAGCUUGAGCAUGAGCUUGACAGAAUCCGUGAAGAGCAGAGCAAGAACGAUGAGAGGAGGGCUGAGUCUCGUCGAAGAGCGCAAGAGGAAGAAGAGCAAGACGUCAACGAUCAUACGGGAACAAGCAGAGGCGCAGAUAAAGGCAAGGCUCCCAAAAGCAAAAGCGGCAGGACGGCAAAGCAAGUCGACUCGGACGACUCGAUGUUGAUGGAUGAAGGCAGCGACGGCUUUUCUGACAGCAGUCGUGCUAGUCCCGUUGCUCGCACUGGCGGCUCGUCCCGUAGAGGAGGCGCGAGCAACAAAGCCAGCGGCUCGCGCUCCACUGCUAAGAGCGGCAGUCGAAGUCGCAGCAAUGGCAUGUUCCUCGGUCAGUCGCAAGAGGAUGACGAAGAAGACAUCAUGGACCAAGAAGAGGAGGAAGACUCCACUCCUGCACCUCGCGCUCCCGCCGCUACCUCCAAGGCUACAUCUCGCGCCCAAGCCCUUGCCCGCAACACACCUGCCAAGAAGAAGGCUCCUGCUGCUGCCAGUACCAGUACGGCACGCAAGGCGACAACGACGGGACGGGGAGGUCGGGCAGCAGCCGCCAAGGCCUCGCGCCGGAUCACUGCUGAAGCAGAGAGCGACGAUGGGAGUCUGAGCUCGCCUGGGGAUGGCGCAGGCAGCGAUAGUCCUGGUUUCGAAGAGCUAGAUGAGGAAGAGAGUCAAGCGGCGGCUGCGAAGAGCAGGGCUGGAGCGGGAAGAAAAGGGGCGGCGGGAAGACGAUGAGAGUGCGAUGGCUUGAGCGCUGGCAAGGAGACACACGACUCGCAAAUAGCCCAGGGCUCGCGGGACUCGAGGGCAAUCGUACACCCCUCCCCAUUACACUUCUUUCGCCCUAUCCCUUCAUCCAUACUCAAUGUCAAUCGCUCUUCAUGCUGCUGGUCCCGAAAGGCCAGAUCAAACGCUC
Molecule: messenger RNA, 2910 nt
Organism: Microstroma glucosiphilum
Lineage: Eukaryota; Fungi; Basidiomycota; Exobasidiomycetes; Microstromatales; Microstromataceae
Product: DNA repair exonuclease
Exons: 2
Coding region: 105-2729 (874 amino acids)
Biological process (GO): mitotic G2 DNA damage checkpoint signaling; double-strand break repair via homologous recombination; meiotic DNA double-strand break formation
Cellular component (GO): Mre11 complex; nucleus
Molecular function (GO): endonuclease activity; manganese ion binding
Source: RefSeq, a predicted model, not a curated record